AUGGAGCAAAAGCCACAAGAUGGAGAGCCAGCUGAGGUGAAGCACAUCCAUGAAGCCUACCAGAAGGCCUUCUUGUUUGUUAAUAAAGGGCUGAGUGCAGAUGAGUUGGGUCAGAAGGAAGAAGCCAAGAACCAUUACCGGCAGGGCAUUGGGCACCUGCUCCGUGGUAUAAGCCUGUCCUCAGGGGAUCCCGAGGACACAGGGUCCGAGUGGGAGUCUGCCCGGCAGAUGCAGCAGAAGAUGAGAGAGACAUUGCAGAAUGUGCGUGCCCGUCUGGAGAUCCUAGACAAGGGGCUCGCCACCUCUCUGCUCAAUGACCUGCCCGAGGUGCCCAGGCUGUACCCAGAGUUCCCACCUAAGGAAACCCCAGAGAAGCUGCCAGCGGCUCAGCCCACCGAAGCGCACGGAAGUGCUGUGGCUGCAGGUGCAUCCGCAGUACCCUCAGAUACCCAUAGCCGGCCAACUGAGGCACCACCCGCGUACACACCCCAAGCCGCAGAAGGCCACCACACCGUCUCCUACGGCUCAGAGUCUGGGGAGUAUACCUCCAUGGGAGAAAACUUCUACAGAGAUCACUCACAGCCGCCUCCCUUGGACACCCUGGGGCUGGAUGCAGACGAGCUGAUCUUAAUUCCAACUGGGGUGCAGAUCUUCUUCGUCAACCCUGCCGGGGAGGUGAGUGCACCCUCCUACCCCGGGUACCUGCGCAUCGUGAGGUUCUUGGAUAACUCACUGGACACCAUGCUGAACCGCCCCCCCGGGUUCCUCCAGGUCUGUGACUGGCUGUAUCCCCUGGUUCCUGAUCGUUCACCAGUUCUGAAAUGUACGGUGGGAGCCUACAUGUUCCCAGAUACCAUGUUACAGGCAUCAGGAUGCUUUGUGGGGGUCGUCUUGUCCUCUGAAUUACCUGAAGAGGAAAGAGAACUCUUUGAGGACCUCCUAAGACAAAUGUCUGACCUUCGACUCCAGGCCAACUGGAGCAGAGCAGAGGAGGAGGAAGAAGAGUUCCAAGUCCCUGGAAGAGCAGGACGCUCCUCUGGCACGGAUGUGAGACCGCGGGGUCCUCCACGGGACUCCGGUGCUAAGGACAUACGCCAUAAAGGAAAACGUGGGAAGCAGGCUAAAGGUACUUCCAAUGAGGAAAUUAAUCUGGGUCACAUCGUACCUUGUGAGCCAGUUUCAGACGAGAAACCAAAGGAGUUACCAGAGUGGAGUGAGAAAGUGGCUCAGAACAUCUUGUCAGGUGCUUCCUGGGUGAGCUGGGGUUUAGUCAAAGGUGCUGAAUUUACUGGCAAAGCAAUCCAGAAGGGCGCCUCGAAACUCCGAGAGCGGAUUCAACCAGAAGAAAAGCCUGUGGAAGUCAGCCCAGCUGUGACCAAGAGCCUUCACAUGGCCAAGCAGGCCACAGGAGGAGCAGCGAAAGUCAGUCAGUUCUUGGUGGAUGGAGUUUGCACCGUAGCCAGCUGCGUAGGGAAAGAACUCGCUCCGCAUGUCAAAAAGCAUGGCAGCAAACUGGUCCCUGAAUCUUUGAAGAGAGACAGAGAUGGGAAGUCGACCCUGGAUGGCGCCCUGGUCGUGGCUGCAAGCAGCGUGCAAGGGUUCUCCACCGUCUGGCAGGGAUUGGAAUGUGCAGCUAAGUGCAUCGUGAGCAAUGUUUCAGCAGAAACCGUGCAGACGGUCAGAUACAAGUUUGGGCACAAUGCAGGGGAAGCGACACAUGACGCUGUGGACUCAGCUGUCAACGUUGGCGUGACCGCCUUUAACGUCAACAACAUCGGCAUUAAAGCUAUGGUGAAGAAAACGGCCAAGCAGACAGGACACACCAUCCUAGAGGAGUACAAGAUCCUUGACCCUUCUCCGGGAAUGGCUGUGGAGGGAGGAGCCGGUGUGGGUGAGGCUGGCCAGGAGGGGGAGCCGCUGGAGGGGGAGCCACAGGGGAAGGAGCUGGAGACGAAGGCAAAGAAGAAUGAAAAGUGA
Messenger RNA from Chrysochloris asiatica (Cape golden mole), 1977 nucleotides. It is a transcript of the gene SPART, whose product is annotated as spastic paraplegia 20 (Troyer syndrome). NCBI's taxonomy places the organism in Eukaryota, Metazoa, Chordata, Mammalia, Afrosoricida, Chrysochloridae. Gene Ontology annotation, biological process: cell division; negative regulation of BMP signaling pathway. Gene Ontology annotation, cellular component: plasma membrane. The record is from RefSeq and is a predicted model, not a curated record. The coding region runs from base 1 to 1977 and encodes 658 amino acids. The transcript has 8 exons.